Messenger RNA from Pongo pygmaeus (Bornean orangutan), 1311 nucleotides. RefSeq names its product F-box protein 48 (gene FBXO48). Gene Ontology annotation, biological process: SCF-dependent proteasomal ubiquitin-dependent protein catabolic process. The transcript has 4 exons. Gene Ontology annotation, cellular component: cytoplasm; SCF ubiquitin ligase complex. Bases 587 to 1054 code for a protein of 155 amino acids. Lineage: Eukaryota; Metazoa; Chordata; Mammalia; Primates; Hominidae. Gene Ontology annotation, molecular function: protein binding. The record is from RefSeq and is a predicted model, not a curated record.
UGUAGUCCUGGUGCCUUUCUUCACUUCCUUUUCCGAGCUGAGACGCCCUGGAAAAAACUACCAAUCCCCAAAGGCACUGCGCGCCCCCCUCGGCGCCUGCGCGAGUUCCGAGGCAGCAGGGCGGGACUCAGGUGGGCGGGAUGCGAAGAGCUAUGGGGAAGGAUUCGAAUUCCGGAGGAUUUAAAUCGCGGGAGGAGAAGCCACCGCGGCCUAGUAGAAGAAGACCUCUGUUGAACACAGACUACAGUUCCAGCCACCACAGCUAAUCUGGAUCAUGAACUGGAGCCACCGUGGUCUUGGCAAGUCCGGAAACAUAGCUGAGUAGCUCAUCUAGAAAAGAGAUUUGUGUUCAGCUGAGUUGAAAGAAGUAUUUAGCUGUAUCUCAAACCUCUCCUCUUGCACAACCAACCCCCAUUAUAAAAGGAAGUGCAAAAUGGAAUAAACUGAUUUUAAGUGAAUACAAGCUGUCUUUAUAUACAAAAGUAACUCAAGGAUGGUGAUGUACCCAGUCAUGCUUUCAACUGAUUUGGGAAGCCUACACCAUUCACCUUAGGUUACAUAUGAGGAUAACUUAAAACAUUAAGCUAUGCAUAAAAACUCCAAGAGAAACAAUAAUUCAAGAGUUUCUCACACAGAAGUGAACUCUGUGGAUGCUGAGAAGGAAAAAAAUGAGAGUCAAAACAACUUUGUUGAACUGCUGCCUACAGAAAUCACUUUUAAAAUUUUCAGUCAGCUGGACAUUCGGAGUCUGUGCAGGGCUUCAUUGACAUGCAGGAGCUGGAAUGACAGAAUAAGAAACAGUGACUCUUUAUGGAAACCUCACUGCAUGACUGUAAGAGCUGUGUGCCGAAGAGAAAUAGAUGACGAUCUAGAAAGUGGUUAUUCCUGGAGGGUAAUACUGCUGAGGAAUUACCAGAAGAGUAAAGUGAAACACGAAUGGCUAAGUGGCAGAUACAGCAACAUUUGUUCUCCCAUUAGCCUACCAGAAAAAAUCAUGUACCCAAUGGAUGCAGAUACAUGGGGGGAAAUUCUAGAAGCAGAACUGGAAAGAUAAUGGGAAAAACAAAUCACAAACAAAUCUCAGGUCUUUGAAAGUUUAAAAUUUAAAUGACUCCUAGGUUGCAAAAGCAAUAUCUUUAUUCAUUCAUUUUGUUGUUCACCUUUUUAAAAGAAAGUGAAAUGGAAAUAUUAUAAAAGUAAAGCUUUAUUUUUGUUUUGCACUUUAGUAAAAUUUUUCUGGUUUUAUUGUAAUGUGGAAAAAUCAUGAAAUGUUAUUUUUAUAAGAAAUAAUAUACUGAUAGAGUGAUUUCC